Molecule: messenger RNA, 5507 nt
Organism: Pocillopora meandrina
Lineage: Eukaryota; Metazoa; Cnidaria; Anthozoa; Scleractinia; Pocilloporidae
Source: the annotation of a GenBank genome assembly
CUUCGCGGCUCUUUCCUCGAUUACAUUCGAGCACAUAAAGGGAAGUUGGUGAUUUCUUCGGUCUGUAUUAUAUUAGAGCCAUGAUCAAGCUUUUCUCUUUGAAGCAACAAAAGAAGGAAGGAGAAGGUGCAAAGACAGGGACGAAGAGGGCUUCUGCGGCGCAACUAAGGAUAACGAAAGGUGUGUUAUGGUGUGGUUUUCUUGUAGAAGAAGCUUAGUCAUUGUGCUGCCAUUGCAUCAUGUAUCUUAUCCGUUUAAUGGUACGUUUUGUGAUCUGUUUUGUUAUUGUUUAAGUAUAUCCUUGAAGACUUAAGGAAUGAACAGCGAGAAAUAACCCAUUGUAAUUCUUGCCGUAUUAGCCAUGCUCACUACUUGUUUCGUCCUGAAGUCAAUCCUGACAGUUUUGAGUUUCUCCUAGAGUCUCUUCUGAAGUAAUCUUUUUGUUAUUUGUGCGAAAAUAAAGCCUGAUUUCUGGUACAUUUUCACGUUUUCACUGUGUUGCCACAUUGGCCUCUUAAACCGUAAAUAAGAUUCUGUAUAUUGUCUAAUUUCGUCCUCAAAAACGCCGUCAACAUGAAGGACAUCUAGUGUGGAAUUUGUUUUGUUUACAGGCCCAAGAGGUAGAUACUCGUGAAUUCACCGAAAUCAUUAAAUUUCAUGAGACAUAGAUAAGCUUGAUUGAUACGUCGGUCUCGAGUUACGAUUAAUUACCGCUACAAUACUUCAUUGUUCUUGUUCGGGGUUGGUUUUUAAAACAUUGUUUGUAUCUCAAGAGCUUGGUGGACAAAUUGCUAUCACUUUAUCACUGUCUAGAGUGAAGUAGAGACUCAAAGUCCACUUUUAAUUAAGGUGAUAAGGGUUAGGGCUGUUGCAGGUCUGCUCUUUAAGAUCUUUGUAUCCUAGAUGGACAGAAAUUUAGAUUUUUGUAAAAGGAAAUUUGAUAAUUUUUGAGGAACAGGUUGAAAGUGCCACAGAAAUGCCUCCUUCAAUAGUUUUUGGAUGAAGUGAAAGAAGGAAGUUGUUAUUAAAUAUGAUGGAAACACAUAGGUCUCAGGAAUAAUGCAUAAAAUGCAGAACUAAGUACCAUUUUGGAAUGCCCUGGUCAGGGUUACUGUGCAGUAUUUUUGGCUUUGACAUUUUCCUCUUGCAGUGCUGUGUUCUCUUUAUGGGUAUGUAGGCUACACAUACCACAGGGACACCUUUUGAAAUUCUAAAAGGUUAUCAUAAAUCUGAUCAUAAAUUCUGAAAUUGAAUACUGGGGUUUCUCUUCUCUCUGGGUGCUUAGUCUGGAAGUUGUUUAAUUUAAUUUUUUUUAUUGUCUCUCAUAGAGGGAGGGUUUAUCACUUACAUGAUAUAUUCAAGAAGUUUAUCAUACACUUCUUUUCAAAUUUCCCAAGAGAACUACUAAGGCAAUACCACUUAUCUCUUCAUAUAACCAAAACAAUAUUUUUUGCCACCUAAAGUUUGUAUUGUUGUCAUAAGCAAAAUGUGUUGUAUUUCAGAUGUACGGGAUCUUGAGCUACCAAAAACAUGUCAGAUAGAAUUUCCUGAUCCAGAUGAUCUUCUAAAUUUCAAGCUCAAUAUUUCACCAGAUGAGGUACUAUAAUCAUUUAGAGACUAUUCUAGUCUUUUUACUAAUAUCUAAGUAGUUGGCUUAAACAGGCUUUGUAAGUCACAGUUCUCUGUUGUUGCAGUGAAAACUUAUUACCAGAAUACAUGAAGGAAAUGUUUGUUGAAGUGGUGUGUAAAUGUUUCUUUUUAAAAUUUGUUCAAACAUUUGUACUCCCCUACGAAACAUUUCAUCAGACAUGUGCAAUUUUUAGUCAGACAUUGUUCUGUGACUGACUUGCCCAUGGAUAAUGCACCACAAUUUCUUAAGAAAACAAUAACUUUGUUCAUUUGCUUGAAAAAAUUUAAGCCCCAGCAUUCAAACUGAUUUCUCAUUUUUCUUAAGUCAUCAUAAGUUUCAAUGAUAAUAACCAAUAUAAGUUUUUUGAAUUUAGUGCUGCUUUUAAUUUAAUUUUAACUUCCAGGGAUUUUACAGAAAUGGAAGAUUUAUCUUUAGUUUUAAGGUGAGUUACUCCCUUUAUAAGAUCUUAGAAAGACAGAGGAAACUAUCUUGAAAAAUUGUAGUGGCAACAAUGUGCAUUAGGUAGUUGAAAAUGCAUUCAGCCAGCUCUCAGGGACUCAUUGCUGUCUUUUGAAAUUUCUAGUAGCUCAUUUGAAGUUCUUUUACUGUCAUUUUCAUUUUGUUGUAAUUUGAUAUGUCUUUCAACUUUAAAUCCUAAAGAUACAUUUGCUAGAUUUUGAAGCCACUGAACCCUUUCUGGGAUCCCACAGUGACCAUGCAUCAUAUUGGUUAGUAAGUCUCAACAUUUUCCAUGAAUGUUGAUGACUUGCCCCAACACAUCUAAUUAUCCCUUUAUCAAUACCAGUCUGUUUAAUUUGUAAAAGGUUGGUCCAGGAUAUCCUCAUGAUGCUCCAAAAGUCAAGUGUGAAACAAAAGUGAGUUUCUAGUUUAAGAGCACCUGCCAUUUGUUGAGUUACUUUUUUCAUUUAAAAAACAACAACUGUUACAACAACUCUAUGUUAGCAUGUCAAGUGGUAUAUUGCUUGCACCAAUCAGACGGCUACUUUCAGGCAUGAUCACAGAAAAACUAUUUUGACUGCCAUGUUAAAUAUCCAUUUUUUUGCUAUAAUUUUAAAAGUUCUCCAUGAAUUACAUCUUGUGUUUAAACUGUAUUUUCCCAAUACAAUUAUGUGUCUACUUGUCACUAUGAAAUAGACUUUAUCAGAUGAAAUACCAUUUUCUGAUAAACAACAUAGAUUUAAUGUCUUAAUCCAACCGCACUGAAAAAAUUCACAUGAAACUAAAUGCUACUGUUAGUCAAUUUUUCAUGCAAUUCUCACAUGCGUAGACAUUUUUUAACAAUCAAAUUAGCUUUUAGCUACCUUGGACUUUACUAGUCAAUUCCUUGUAAACAACCUGCUUUUUAUCACAUAUUCGGCAAACAUGGAGCAAAGUCCAGAUGGGCAACAACCACCUGCAAAAUAUCUUUGCAUGGGCUGUGAAGGAGACUACAGGAACCAUGGCACUAAUGCAGUUUAUUUGUGCAAUUUUUCAGACACCAGUGGCAAUAAGCCAAAAAAUAUGUCUGAGUUUACUUCAGAUAAACUUGAAGGUUUUUUGCUCUCCAUUGAACAAAUUUUCAUUGGAACAUUUUGAAAGUAAAUGCCCUCUUUCUUUUACAAAAUUGAAAACAUCAUUUCCUUAGUGUUCCCUUUCAAACCACCGAUACGAAAAAAGAAAAAAAAACUCUUGCAUGGGUAGCAUGUUUUAAACUAUGUGGCCAGACAUUUCAGUUUAAAAGUGGGUAAGAUUUUUCAUGAUAUUUUGUCUAUAUUCCUGAAAAUCAAAACAGAACAGCAGAAACAACUCAGGAACUUGAUGAUCCAGCAGGAUCAGUUCUAUUUGAAACAGAUGACUAUUUUGAGUUCAUUAUUAAUGACAUUUACCUUCACUACUCUUGGUUGUCACCAUAAACCUGGUAACCUCAAAGGUUUAAGUUCUUGCAUUAGUGUUGCUUUGUGCAACUUUUCUAUCCAUGAUUAUGCAUGAUAAAAUGCACUCAAGUAGAAUCAAAGAGUUAAUGGGAUACCACAGUAAGGCCUUUGUAAAGGAGUUCUAAAGGAAAAGAAAAGAAAAACCAAUAAUGGCAGGAUUAGCAGCAAUGGCAUUGAAGUUGUUAUUUGUGGACAAGAUUUGCUCUUAAUUACUAAUUUCCAGUUUGGUUGAUUGAAACAGUUGGACUCCUCUCCUCAAAAUAUUUCAGGUGUUCAUGGUAUUUGGAUUUUGAAAGUAAUUUGACUCCCUUUUUUUCAGGUUUAUCAUCCUAACAUUGAUCUAGAAGGAAAUGUCUGUUUGAACAUCUUGAGGUAAGUAUAGAUAAAUGAUGAUUACUGAUAUUAUAUGUUCUUUCAUUUCCUUUAAAAUUACUUCAUGAUGCAAAAUCCUUAAGCUCCCAAUAUCUUUUGUAUUUGCAGAGAGGACUGGAAACCUGUUCUUACAAUAAAUGCAAUAAUAAUUGGAUUACAAUAUCUGUUUUUGGUGAGUGCUUGUAAUAAACCCUAUGAGGUGAAUUUUUGAGUCAUUUGAUCAGUCUGUCAGUGGGUGACUUUGUAUUUUUGGUAUUGUUCAAAAGAACCAAUCAGGACUCAAUCUUGGAACCCCUAGCUCGAAGGUCCUGGUAACUUAGUGGCUUGUAAAGCUCCCCUCUUUCCAAUCAAGACAGGAUUUUCAAAAGUUUUGAAAAUCAUACUAUAAAACUAUCAGCUAAAGAAACAAAGUGGACUGACUAGGGUGCCAUAAGUUGCUUCUCUAUUCUUUAAUUUUUGUUUUUUGAAGUAUGGCUUCAGGCUUUCAAGUUAGUGGUACUUUCGAAAAAUGGGCCUUUCAGAUGUCUCCUUUAAGGUGUGAGCUAAUAACAUAACUUGACUUGUCUCUUUGAUUGCAGGAACCAAAUCCAGAGGAUCCUCUUAACAAAGGUUAAUACUUCCUUUGUUUAUUUUCAAGAGGAGAUUUGACAUCUUCAGGUUUACCCUUUGCAGAAUUAGAAGUUCCAAAACCACCAUCAUAAUUGGGUGGUGCAUAUAAGUAGAGGUUGAUGGUGAAGUUUUCACUUCCCCCAACUCUAGGUGUUGGGCCAGGAAACAAAGUUGUAAUGUUGAAGGAUGUAGACCAGUCUUGAGGAAUUAGUUUUGUUGAAGCUCUUGAAAAAAAAUAUUGAUAGAAGUCAAUAAGUUUGCUGUGUACUAGCCUCAUUCCUUCACUGUGUCUUUCCUUUGCCACAGAUGCUGCUGAAGUUCUUCGAAGUAACAGGCGGUUGUUUGAACAGAAUGUGGGGAAAUCCAUGAGAGGAGGAUAUGUAGGAAGUGUCUACUUUGAACGUUGCCUUGUAAAGUGAUGCCUUCAUUGGACACUCCAGAGAGCUUACCCUCUAUUUAUUAACACUUAAAACUGUUGCAGUGCAAAUUUGCUAAAAUCAAAGCCAAAGAGGAGUUUGGCACCAGGCACUUUUGAACAAUUCAAGGGACACUGGGCACAGAUGGAGGACUUUAAAGUUACUAUAAACAAAUCUUAGACCCUUAAUUUUCCAGAUCAAGAUUUGUUUUGCUUUAUCCUCCUUUUAGCCCAAGCUUUUAACCUUCUUUUUCUCUUGAAUGUUACCAUUUUCUUUCUAUGGAAAUAAUCACGUUUCAAAGUUAACGUAGUUGACUGGAAACCCCUAGUUCUUUACUCGAUCUGAAAUUAUCUGGAGGCAAACUUCAACUCCUGUGAUUGAUAGCAUUUCCUAAGUUUCUCCCAAAUUAAGCAGGACAGAAUUCAGAGAAACUGUUGCCCUGCUAUAAUCAUUGAAAAGUACAGCUUAGUAGCUCAAGUAUGAAUGAAUAAUUGUGAGGGUUUUCUCAGAAAAAUAAUAGAGGAAAUACCAUCUACUAAUCUGUGG